This is a messenger RNA of Talaromyces marneffei, 810 nucleotides long. RefSeq lists its product as uncharacterized. Lineage: Eukaryota; Fungi; Ascomycota; Eurotiomycetes; Eurotiales; Trichocomaceae. The record is from RefSeq and is a predicted model, not a curated record. Gene Ontology annotation, cellular component: cytosol. The coding region runs from base 1 to 810 and encodes 269 amino acids. The transcript is spliced from 5 exons. Gene Ontology annotation, biological process: protein N-linked glycosylation; mannose metabolic process; GDP-mannose biosynthetic process. Gene Ontology annotation, molecular function: phosphomannomutase activity.
AUGGCUACGGCCGCUGCCAGCGUCUACCCCUCCUUGGAGAAUCGCCCUCUCAAGGGCACUGUUGUCCUGUUCGAUGUCGAUAAGACUUUAUCACCUGCUCGGGGGACUGCAUCCCCCGAAAUGUUGACCCUCCUCUCCAAACUCCGCCAUAAAUGCGCCAUUGGAUAUGUUGGCGGCUCAGACUUCUCAAAACAACAAGAACAACUCGGCUCCUCCACCGUAUCCGUCACCUCACUCUUCGAUUUCUGCUUUUCAGAAAACGGUCUCAAUGCCUUCCGUCUCGGAAAACCGCUCGCCAGCACCAGCUUUAUUCAGUGGCUUGGUGAGGAGAAAUAUCAGAAUAUGGCCAAUUUUCUUUUGAAGUAUCUCUCCGAAGUUAAGUUGCCCAGGAAGAGGGGUACUUUCAUUGAGUUCCGUACUGGGUUGAUUAAUGUUAGUCCCAUUGGGAGAAAUGCUUCUGUUGAGGAGAGGAAUGAAUUCGAAGAGUAUGACAAGGUUCACAACAUCAGGAAAGAUCUUGUAGAAGCUCUCAAAAAGGAAUUCCCUGAUUAUGGUUUGACAUACUCAAUCGGCGGACAAAUCUCAUUCGAUGUCUUCCCCACUGGAUGGGACAAGACCUACUGUCUCCGCCACAUCGAGGCAGAGAAGGAUAUUACGGGAAUUGAAUACAAAAAUAUUCACUUCUUUGGCGACAAGUGCUUCCCUGGCGGAAAUGAUUAUGAGAUCUAUACUGAUCCUAGGACGAUUGGUCAUUCUGUCACCGGUCCCGAUGAUACUAUGAAGCAACUGAAGGAGUUGUUCCAGCUGUGA